Molecule: messenger RNA, 1212 nt
Organism: Malania oleifera
Lineage: Eukaryota; Viridiplantae; Streptophyta; Magnoliopsida; Santalales; Ximeniaceae
Exons: 5
Coding region: 582-875 (97 amino acids)
Source: RefSeq, a predicted model, not a curated record
GCCAAGGCUCGCUCUCGAGUCCCGCUACGCCGCCACCGCUGCCGCCACCGCCGCCACCAUACUAUCACGCCAUCGCCUGCUGCCAUUGAGCCCUUACUCCCUCAGGUACGAGCGGCGUCGUAAAGAUCUCUCUCUCUCUCUCGCUAAAACAGAAGACCUCCUACCGAUUUGGUGCUCCUUGCAACUGUUGCAGCGUGUUGGAAUGUCAAGCGUUGAACAAAGAAAAAAAAUCUGGACCGUCCGUUUUUUUUAUCCAAUGGCUGCUGUUGGGUUUCUUUUUUCUGGGGGCAUGAUUGUAAUUUUCCGUGUGUAAAUAGAAAACAGCAGGGGGCGGGACUUCAGUUUUUUUCAGCAGCGCGGGAGAGGGAGACGGCAGGAGGUGGGUGCGGCGUGGGUAUCUCCAGCAGAGGUUCGCACAAGGGUGAGGUAAGCUUACUACUCUGCUGCUGCGGCUUUUCUGCUGCUAAGAUUAAUAGAAAGACACCAGAUUGACAGAGACAGACCGGUAAGACGGUUGACGUGGAAGCCUGGGCUCUGCGGAGACGAAGGUCCGAAGUUGGAAGGGACAUACCGGAGAAAGCAUGAGCUCAGGUGGCGCAUUUGGUGGGAACAGGGGAUUGAGACCAGUGCCACCAGAAAAGGGGGUGUUCCCCUUAGAUCACAUGCACGAAUGUGACCUGGAGAAGAAAGACUACAUCAAUUGCCUCAAAUCUUCUGGCCAUCAAUCUGAAAAAUGUAGGCGCUUCUCAAAGAAGUAUCUGGAAUGCCGUAUGGAAAAGAACUUGAUGGCAAAGCAGGAAAUGUCUGAACUUGGAUUUGGAAAGGAGAGUGGGGCAGAAGCUCUUGAGAAGGCUAGUGGGAGAGUUGAUAGUUGAAGCACCUCACUGCCUGAUUUCCAAGCCUCAAGCCAUGCAGAAGAGAAUUCGCACUUGGAUUAUUCAGAAUUUUCCUGUGACAACGGUGUACUUUAUUCUGAUCAAAACUCACCAGGAAUAUGAAGACGGGGCAAUACUAGUUCUGCUGUAGAAGCUUAUGCUCUUAUAUUUAUAGGGUACAAAAUUCAAGGGCCUGUUUUGAGUGUUCGAGUUUUCAAGCAUUUAUGUAGAGAACUUGGAAACGGAGCAGCUAGAAAACUGAUACAAUUUGGUCCUUUUGUUAUUAUUUUGAAAGCUGAAAAUAAAAAAUAAAAAGUUAAAUACUGUUUUUUAACAA